This is a messenger RNA of Solanum stenotomum, 592 nucleotides long. RefSeq lists its product as uncharacterized. NCBI's taxonomy places the organism in Eukaryota, Viridiplantae, Streptophyta, Magnoliopsida, Solanales, Solanaceae. The record is from RefSeq and is a predicted model, not a curated record. Bases 100 to 312 code for a protein of 70 amino acids. The transcript has 5 exons. Gene Ontology annotation, biological process: protein secretion; intracellular transport.
CACUAUCACUAUCAUCAUUACAAUUUCUGCUAUUGCCUCUCAUUUAGGUUUGGUGACUUGGUUGAAGCAAAAAUUGAUCAAAGAGAGGAAAGUUCAGAUAUGUCAGCGCUCUUUAAUUUCCAUUCCUUCUUGACGGUAGUGCUGUUAUGGAUUUGUACAUGCACUUAUGUAAAGAUGCAUUUUCCGGCACUUCUUGAACAAAGAACUGGGUUUCGAGGAUUCUUCUGGAAGGCUGCUAGAAUAGGUGAGCGGCUGAGUCCUUGGAUGGCUGUGGGCUGCUUGACAAUGGGUGUUUCAAUAAUCUUCUUCUAAACUCAAACAGUUGCUUAUAACAAAAAAGAGCUAAUUUUUCUGCAUCAAAAUGCCUUCUUUGAUCAAACUUGAGCACUGAAUCAUUGUCACACUACUUUGAUUUGGAACUAAGCUUUUGCUUGUAAGAUUGUCUUUGUUAUGAGGAGGGUCGAUGUUAUCGAUUCUGGCUUUUGUAACACACUCUACAGUCCCCACUUGAUACCUUUUUGUUUAUGAUCGUGGUGUCUGAGUCAGUUUUUGCGCAUCUCGAGUCCUCAACUAAUUCCAUGAAUGUCUGCCA